Molecule: messenger RNA, 3051 nt
Organism: Neofelis nebulosa (Clouded leopard)
Lineage: Eukaryota; Metazoa; Chordata; Mammalia; Carnivora; Felidae
Gene: FGA
Product: fibrinogen alpha chain
Exons: 6
Coding region: 81-2864 (927 amino acids)
Biological process (GO): positive regulation of ERK1 and ERK2 cascade; platelet aggregation; negative regulation of endothelial cell apoptotic process
Cellular component (GO): fibrinogen complex
Molecular function (GO): extracellular matrix structural constituent; signaling receptor binding
Source: RefSeq, a predicted model, not a curated record
GAUGGGAACUAGGAGUGGAGGCUGUCCUCCUUUCUUUCAGCAGGAGUGCUCCUCAAGACUCAGCCCCACCCUUAGAAAAGAUGUUUUCCCUGAAGAUCUUUUGCCUGGCCCUGAGUGUGGUGGGCACAGUCUGGACUGGAGAUGUCCAGGAAGGUGAAUUUAUAGCUGAAGGAGGAGGUGUGCGUGGCCCAAGAAUUGUGGAAGGACAUCACUCUGCCUGCAAAGAGACAGACUGGCCCUUCUGCUCUGAUGAAGACUGGAACUACAAAUGCCCUUCUGGCUGCAGGAUGAAAGGGUUAAUCGAUGAAGUCAAUCAAGAUUUUACAAACAGAAUUAAUAAGCUCAAAAAUUCACUAUUUGAUUAUCAGAAGAACAAUAAGGACUCUAGUUCACUGACAGGGAAUGUAAUGGAACUUGUGAGAGGGGAUUUUGCCACCGGUAACAACAAUGAUAAUACAUUUAGCCAAGUGUCAGAAGAUCUGAGAAGCAGAAUUGAGAUCCUGAAGCGCAAAGUCUUGGAACAAGUACAGCAUAUCCAACUUCUGCAGAAAAAUGUCAGGGAUCAACUGAUAGAUAUGAAACGACUGGAGGUGGACAUUGAUAUUAAGAUCCGAUCUUGCCAAGGGUCGUGCAGUAGGGCUUUAGAACGUAGGACAGAUCUAAAGUACUACGAAGAUCAGCAGAAGCAACUUGAGCAAGUCAUUGCCAAAGACUUACUUCCCUCUAGAGAUACGCAAUAUUUACCACAGCUGAAAAUGCGCACAGCUCCAGAUACGAUUACUGGGGAGUACAAGCACCAGCUUCAGAAGGCCCCUGCAGAGUGGAAGGCACUCAUGGAAACGCAACAGAUGAAAAUAACGUUAGAGAGGUCUGGUACAGAUGGGAAUGCCCCAGGAGACUCUGUAUCGCAUGGAACGGGAUCAGUGCCUGAAAGCCCUAGGAAUCCUGGGAGCUCCACACCUGGAAGUUCUGGCACUUGGAAUCCUGGGAGCACCGGACCUGGAAGCUCAGGUGCUUGGAACCCUGGGAGCUCUGGACCUGGAAGCUCCGGACCUGGAAGCUCGGGCGCUUGGAACCCUGGGAGCACCGAACCUGGAAGCUCAGGUGCUUGGAACCCUGGGAGCUCUGGACCUGGAAGCUCCGGACCUGGAAGCUCGGGCACUUGGAACCCUGGGAGCACCGGACCUGGAAGCUCAGGUGCUUGGAACCCUGGGAGCUCUGGACCUGGAAGCUCCGGACCUGGAAGCUCGGGCGCUUGGAACCCUGGGAGCUCUGGACCUGGAAGCUCAGGCGCUUGGAACCCCGGGAGCUCCGGACCUGGCAGUGGCAGCACCUGGAACGCCGGCAGCUCUGGAGUUAGCAGUGCGGGUACUUGGCACACGGAGAGUGCCAGCUCUUGGAGCUCUGGGAGCACUGGAACUGGCAGUGGCGGCUCUUGGAGCUCUGGAACUCCUCAGCCUGGAAGUUUUAGGCCAGAUAGCUUAGGGCAUGGGGACACCAGGCCUACCAAGCAAGAGUGGGACACGUUUGAAGAUGUGUCAGGAAGUAUAUCUCCAGGGACAAAGAAAGAGUACCACAUGGGCAAACUGGUCACUUCUAAAGGAGAUAAAGAGCUUCUUAUUGGUAAUGAGAAGGUCACCUCUGGUACCACGACCACCACUCGUCGUUCAUGCUCUAAAACUGUCACUAAGACAGUUAUAGGUCCUGAUGGUCGCAAAGAAGUGAUCAAAGAAGUGGUAAACUCCGAAGAUGGUUCUGAUUGUGACUUGUCCCAUGCUUUUUCUGGUAGCCUAGGGGAUCUCCAUUCUAGACACCCUGACUUGGCGAGUUUCUUUGAAUCUGCCUCAACUGGAAGCAAAUUUUCGAGUGCACUCACACCUACCUUAAGAGAGUUUGAAAGUAUGGGCUCGGAAUCUGACAUAUUCACGCACUUAGGGGAACAUGAGCUCCCUUCCAGUGGUAAAACUUCAACUCACAGCAAACAGUUGGUAAGCACUAGUAAGACUUACAACAGAGGAGACUCCACAUUUGAAAGCAAGAGCUUUAAAGUGGCAGGUGAGGCCGGAAGUGAAGCGGAACACGAAGUCCUCAGAGGAGCAUAUACCACCAAAAGAGGCCAUGCUAGAGCUCGCCCUGCCAGAGACUGUGAUGAUGUCCUCCAAACACAUCCUGCAGGUGCCCAAAGUGGUAUUUUCAAUAUCAAGCUACCCGGAUCCAGUAAGAUUUUUUCUGUUUAUUGUGAUCAAGAGACCAGUUUGGGAGGAUGGCUUUUGAUCCAGCAAAGAAUGGAUGGAUCACUGAAUUUUAACCGGACCUGGCAAGACUACAAGAGAGGUUUCGGCAGUCUGGAUGACAAGGGGGAAGGAGAAUUCUGGCUAGGCAAUGAAUACCUCCACUUACUGACCCUGAGGGGCUCUGUCCUUCGGGUUGAAUUAGAGGACUGGGCUGGGAAUCUGGCUUAUGCAGAAUAUCACUUGAGGGUAGGCUCUGAGGCAGAAGGCUAUCCCCUGCAGGUCUCCUCCUAUGAGGGUACAGCAGGCGAUGCUCUGAUUGAGGGUUCCGUAGAGGAAGGAACAGAGUAUACUUCUCAUGCUGGCAUGCAGUUCAGCACCUAUGACAGGGAUGCAGACCUUUGGGAAGAGAACUGCGCAGAAGUCUACGGAGGAGGUUGGUGGUACAACAGCUGCCAAGCAGCCAAUCUCAAUGGCAUCUACUACCCUGGGGGCUCCUAUGACCCAAGGAACAACAGUCCUUAUGAGAUUGAGAAUGGAGUGGUCUGGGUUCCCUUCAGAGGUGCAGAUUAUUCCCUCAGGGCUGUUCGCAUGAAAAUCAGGCCCCUGGUGACCCACUCGGAGCAGAAGUGAGAGUAAUCGGUUUUCUUUGUUUAGUGAAGUGGAGAAAGAGUAAGGAAGAUAAAGGAGUCAAGAUUCUUUACAAUCUAUUAAAAAAUUCACAGGUGCUAUUUUAUUAUUCUUUGUACUGUAUCCAAAUGUAACUGAGACAUUUUACUACUUUAAAAAAUAAAAUUAUAUGAGUUUUUUUACCCUUAAA